Messenger RNA from Salvia hispanica, 528 nucleotides. NCBI's taxonomy places the organism in Eukaryota, Viridiplantae, Streptophyta, Magnoliopsida, Lamiales, Lamiaceae. The record is from RefSeq and is a predicted model, not a curated record.
AUGGGUUGUUUUUGCAGCAAGCAACGGCCACAGAUAUUUGAAGAUCCAUCUCUUCUCGCCUCUCAAUCAAGAUUUACACCUAAAGAGGUCAAAAAACUGAAUGAGCUAUUCAGAAAACUCGGCAGCACAUUAGUCGACGAUGGCUUCCUCAAUAGAGAUGAAUUUAAACUCGGAUUGUUUCAGGACAGCAAGCAGCAGUCUGUUAUUGCAGAUCGGUUGUUUGAUAUGUUUGACUCGAAGCACGAUGGCGUGAUAGAUUUCGGAGAGUUCAUCAGAUGUUUGAGCAUUUUCCAUCCUGACACGCCUCAAGAAGAGAAAGCUGUCUUUGCUUUCCAUUUGUACGAUAUAGGACAAACUGGCUACAUAGAAAAGGAUGAGCCUAUUGGGGAUAAGGUGAAGGAGAUGAUCGUGGAAUUACUACAUGAAUCGAGCUUGAUUUUGACUGAUGACAUCAUUCAAUCUAUAAUAGACAAGAGAUUUGUCGAUGACAUUUUGAUGAAAGAUGAGCACGUAUUUAAGGGUGUUUAA